Messenger RNA from Psilocybe cubensis, 7218 nucleotides. RefSeq lists its product as uncharacterized. The record is from RefSeq and is a predicted model, not a curated record. Lineage: Eukaryota; Fungi; Basidiomycota; Agaricomycetes; Agaricales; Agrocybaceae. The transcript has 46 exons. The coding region runs from base 1 to 7218 and encodes 2405 amino acids. Gene Ontology annotation, cellular component: fungal-type vacuole membrane.
AUGGAACAAGCAAGGAAUAGCAGCGGUAUAUACGAGACGCGUAUGGGACAGAGUACACACAGCUUUGGAUCCGGGGCGUCUUUGAGAGAGCAUGCUGCUGCUCCUGCUGGUCAUUUCACUUCAACUAGGGCGGGUGUCAUUCCCAGUCAGAACGUUAGCGGUUGGGAGGAUCAGCCUGAGGUCCCUACAGUCUCCUCCCAGAACGUUCCUCAUCAACCUUUUUACAAGAAAAGAUGGUUCAUUAUUUCUCAGAUCAUCUUAAUACCUUUGGUUAUAGCCCUUUUGUUUAUCCUCCUGUUCCCAGUCGUUCGAGCCAUCAUUGCCCUUGUCCUUAAGCGCACCAACAUUGAUGUUCAAGUUGCGGAAAUUACUCAGCCCGUCAAUGGAUCCUUUGCUUUAAAACUAGAAGGCACCGUAUUUAAUACUGGCAUCAUCAACGCAAAAAUCCACUUUACGGAAGCUACCAACGUUUCGUGGAUUGAAGACGAUGGCACAGAAACUGAACUUGGGUAUAUGCAGCUCCAAGAUCUUUCUACCAAGCAUAAAAGAGCUAUCAUCAACGACAUAACACAAUUCAUAAUUUUGAAUCAAACCGCAUUUGGUCGCUUUUCUGAAAACCUUAUUACCGCACAGAAUUUUACUUGGAGACUCCCUUCACAUCUUAUGUUAGGUUUCAACAGCUUUGAUGGAAAUGUAAUUCUCCAGGAUCUCCAGUUACCUAGCGAUGAUCCUGCAGGUGGUAUACAUUUUGCCGCUACGACCCAGCUCAACAAUCCCAGUCCAUUUUCUUUGGAUUUGGGCACGGUUGUAUUUGGGCUCACGUACAAGAACGUUUCCUUGGGCAUUGGAACCGGAACGGAAACCAAAAUAGCCCCUGGAAAUAAUUCUAUCACCUUGAAGGGAACUCUUAUUCGACAAACAGACCCAUCCAAUCUCGCUUCUGUUUCCGAAUUGUUCACAAACUAUUUGAACGGCGACAGCUCCCCUGUCAUUGCAACCGGACAGUCGACGCUCCAAGACGACGGAUCUACUAUUUCAUGGCUAUCACAGGGAUUGGAAGCUUUGCAUCUCACGGUCCCAUUCAAAUCCUCAAAUGACAUCAAUCCCAUCAAAGCUAUUAACAUCGGGAAUCUGGCUCUGCAGUUCGAUGCUAGCCAGCCUUGGAGCCCCGCUGUUGAGAGUAAUUCUGUUCAGGCAUCAUUGGAGUUACCAUUUGGUUUCAACGUCGCUAUAAACGAAAUUCAAAACGACUUUGUAAUCACUAAGGAUGGAAAUUCUGUCGCAGGUGUCUCUACACCUAUUGGGGCCUCCACAUCUUCAAUAUCGGUCAUAGCCCCGACAGACACGACGGGAACAAUCAAUAUUUCAAUUGAAGAUACUAGGCUGGAUGUUCCUGAUGACCAGCAUGCUAUCUUCUCAUCGUUCAACGAAGAGCUCACGACAUCAGAUGUCGCUCAGUUUCGUCUAAUCGGUACAUCGAGGGCUGUUGCAAAUACGAGUAUUGGUCAGAUUACUCUGGAUGCUAUCAAAGUCAAUGUGUCAAGUUCUUUAAAUGGGCUCCGGGGUCUCAAAGGGAUGACAACCAUUGAUACUGUCGACGUUACAGGUGGAACAACCGAUGCUAUUAGUCUCGCAAUUGAGGUCACUAUUGAUAAUCCAUCCAGUUUGAUACUGUCCACGGGUGAUUUAACUUUACAGCUAUUGCGAGAUGGUGCAAUAAUCGGCACAACAUUGUUGCCUAAUCUGACGCUUAAUUUGGGAAACAAUACAAUCAAUACAUUAUCCAGUUUCGAAGCGAAUAAAUCCCCACAGGGACUUCAGACUUUGAAUGACUUUAUUAGCAAAGAAGACACACAUAUCACAAUUGCCGGAUUUGAUGGGAGUACACAAGUCCCUUCAUUAGCCGACGCGUUCAAAGCACUGUCGCUUGAUGUUAUCCUUCCUGGCCUUAAGACUAACCUAAUCAACUCGGCCUCUCUAAAGGUUCUUCCUACGACAGGGAAGGAGAACAAUAUCAGCCAUGUCACUGUUUCGCUUUCCAACCCUUUCAGUGCUCCCCUGCAGAUUACCAAAAUAUCUUCGAAUGUCACAUCAUUUGGAAUUUUGUUAGGAUCUAUUGAUCAGGACAUUUCAUUUGAAUCUUCUCCGAAGUCUUCAACUGAUUCCCCUGUCCUUGACUUCAAUCUGAACUUUGAUCCAUCAUCUUUGUUCACUGUCACUCGCGCUCUUGCCGUUGAAGCAGGCGAGGAUGUCGCACCGUUGGAUUCGAUUGUACAACUCGGCGGAAUCCACUACCUCCCGAUUACACAACCUACCUCCAAUAAUCAAGCAAGAAAACGUCAAGGGAAUCUGUUCUCAGGAUUCGAUCUAACCAAUUUUGUCCGGACUGCCUUCAACAAACUGAAGUCUGACAUCAACAUAUCUACUGACGUGACCAUUGGUCAAUAUGCGACGACUCUAGCCUUUUCACAGGCCCAAGUAGCUACAUCGACCGAUCAAAGUUUAGAUCUUAUCCUCCCAAUUCUUGCUGCUCCGAUAGUUCAAAAGAUAGUGGGUGGCUCCAUUCUGGGAUUGGAUACUGUUAUCAUCAUAGACCCUUCGCAGAAUACAUUCAAAACCCAACUUAAAGGCAGCAUUUCUAAUGCUGGACCAUUCGAUGCGGUUAUAUCAUUCCCUUCUGGACUCACCAUCUCCUGGCUGGGAAAGCCAAUCGGAAAGGUCUCUAUGAAUGACAUCACAGUUACAGGUGAUGUUGGGGGUAUCAUUGAUACCGAAACGACAUUCACUGUUGUAGACGUGGAUCAUUUGACCGAUUUUACGAAGGCACUACUUACCACCGAGUCUUUUGACUGGGAAAUUUCUGGAGAUAAUUUGACAGUGCGCGCCUUGGGCAUAUCUGUGCCUGAUAUUUCAUUCUCAUCCAGAACGGUCACUCUGAAAGGCUUCGAUGGAUUAAAGGACGGAGUCCAGAUCCAAUCAUUUGAUCUGCCAUUUGACGAUCCGUCGGGUGGAAUUCACCUCACCAUUCAAGCAACAGCCUCCAAUCCGUCACAAGUAGGCAUUCAACUGAGUUCAUUGGGAUUUGAUACGUUUAUUGGGAAUAUCAACAUUGCUUCUGUGGCCGCUGGUCCUGUAACCUUGGCGCCUGGUGCAACCUCGCAGCUAUCGCUUGUGGGGCGUCUAUUACCGCAGGGAAGCGACGAAGGACUUUUAACGAUUUCCAACGUUUUCAACAACUUCGUUCAUGGCAAGAACAGCGAUGUCGUAGUACAUGGCGCCAGUGCAGGCUCUCCUGACGUAACCUGGCUGAACGAGGGGAUCAAAGUCCUUCAGGUGGCCACUGUUCUUCCCAAUCAAGGACCUCAAACGAUUAUCAAGUCGAUCUCCCUUAACGAGCUCUCUUUAUCAUUCUCGAGACAGGCACCAUUUGGUCCAAUCACCAGCAGUAAAUCAACCGAUGCUGCAUUCACGCUGCCCUUCGGUUUCCCUCUGGACAUUACCGCGUUAGAACAAACGAUCACACUGGGAUUUGAGGGAUCUGAUUUUGCCCAACUUGUGAUCCCGAAAGGUCCAAGCCAGACUGACAUUGGGCCUCGAAUCAUACACAUCAACUUCGAGAAAGUUCCAUUCUCCGUGUUCGAUAACGGCCAUAAUAUUUUCGAGAAGUUUUUGGCCGCUACUACAAUAGGGUCUGAGGAAACGCUCAGACUUUCUGGAUCUGCUAACGCCGACGCGAAAACGGCUGUUGGCCUAUUGUCCUUGAGUGGCAUCGAUUUUGCUGUAGACUCUACCAUUGCGGGUCUACAGGGCUUAAAUGCCAGGCCUGUCACCGUCAGUAAUUUAGAUGUCAAUCACGGAUUUUCCGAUUUCCUUUUGAUUAACGUCGACAGUGCCUUGUUUAAUCCAAGCAAUCUUACGAUUGGCACUGGAGAUGUAUCUUUCUCUCUGCAAUUUCAGGAUCAAAAUAUCGGAACCGCCGACUUAAGCAACCUCGUCAUCUUACCCGGAAACAAUAGCUACCCUAUCGCUGUUCAUUAUGCACCGCAAGGAGAGGCACUUGAAGCCGGCCAAGCUUUGCUCCAGAAUUUCAUUCAAGGGAUUGAUGCGGUUACCGCCAUUGGAGGAUCGACUUCUUCGACGCCAAUUGAAUCUCUGCAGUUAGCCCUGUCUCAAAUUCAUUUGUCCCCUGUGACAAUUCCUGGGUUACAUCAGAAUCUGAUCACGUCGGCUUCCUUGACCUUCCCAAUCGAUGUCGUCAGCACUGGAGUGGCCUCGACAUCAUUUUCCCUGUCCAAUCCGUUCACUGCCAGUGUAAACAUCCUGAGACUUGGCGCUACAGCCACCUUCCAUGGUUUGACGCUCGGGACGAUACCAACAACUGACACAUCUCCGCACCCUAUCAGCGCCCCAGGACAUGGCGAUGUGUCUUCGCCUGUGCUUCCUUUCAAUUUUAACCUCGAUCCAUCCUCGAUUAUCCAAUUACUUUUGGCAACCUCGCAGCAGAGUAAUGUCGACCUUGGACCUCUUGUGCAACUGUUCCAAUUUGUGCUGAGUAAUCCAGAUUUCAGACCACCAGUCACGACUACCGUGGACACUAAUUCAGCGACUUGUGUUAGCGGACAUCAAUUUGAUGCCGACACGGCCAUUCUGCAGUCUUUAGCUGAACUCAAAGUGGACCUCAAUAUCGAUUCAUCGAUUAAACUAGAUGAUUUCCUGACGGAUUUGUCAUUCGUUCAAUCUGCCGUGCCUGCAUUGACCGACAAGACAGCUUUGUUUUUGAUCGGAGCAGUUGCUGGUCCUAUCACUCAGCAUCUAGUGGAUGGCUCGGUUUUGGCAUUCACAGAGGCUGACAUUACAAACUUAUCUAACAACGGCUUUGAUUUGGCACUUAAGGGCUCGCUUACCAACAUCGGGCCUCUGGAUGCUCUAAUUACGUUUACUGAACCAUUAAAUGUCAAUUUUCAAGGCAAAGAUAUAGCUACUAUCACUCUGCCCCCUAUAUGCGCUGCUGCAAAUGUUGGAGUGCCGGAUUAUCAGUCGAGUGCAAGACUAACGAUCACAGACAAUGCUGCAUUCACUGAAUUCGCCGUUUUCUUGCUUCACAACCCAAGCUUCGAUUGGACAAUAUCAACCCCUAAACUCCGAGUCAAUGCUCUUGGAACAAUUUUUGAGAACGUUUCACUUUCAAAAAUUGUUACAUUUAAGGCCUUCAAUGGUCUGCCAGGUGUGACUAUCAGUAACUUCCAACUCCCAUCAGAUGAUCCGGUUGGUGGAAUUCAUAUCGAAACGGACGCCACUAUACCGUCGCAAGCACAGUUGGGAAUUGACCUUGGUACGGUGUCUUUUCAGUCCUUCUUCGAUGGAACGUUUGUUGGCCCACUUUCUGCCACCAAUCUCAUUCUCAAAGCAAACUCUGGGGCAACAACUCACCUUUCUGGCCGCAUCGUUCCUCAAAGCGACAAUGAUCUCGCAGUUAUGGGCAAACUGUUUUCGCAAUUCUUAAACGGACAAAACGUCACGCUUCAGACCACAGGAGAUUCAGUGCUCGCCGGGGGAUCAAAUGUCCCUAUCGAUUGGCUAAGUACUGCAUUUAAGACACUGACACUUGAUGUGAUUCUUCCAGGAGAAAAACUGGAGGUCAUCCAAGCAAUAGAUCUCAAUGAUCUUGAAGUCACGAUGAAGACAGCAGACCAGGCGUUCGCGCCACCAACCAGCUCACUGCAUACAGUAGCUCAUUACAAGAACCCAUUUGGUUUUUCAUUACAAGUCAUAGAAGCAGCUCAAACAAUCAUUCUGGGUACCGGAGGACAACAAGUUGCACAGCUUGUGAUCCCUCAAGCUCCUGCCGAUGGCGGUGUAUCAACUGGGAACAUUGCUGAUUUAAAUAUCUCCUUCAUUGAUAUACCCUUAGAAUCACUUGACCCAACUGGAUUUGCUAGUCUUCUUUCUGAAGUGACUCUCAAACCUGAUGUUGAAAUCGAGGUCACUGGGACUGCCGAUGUGACGGCCAGAACAACAAUUGGAAAUAUUCCUAUUACAGGGAUUCCUCUAAAUGUUGUGUCAGACCUGAAAGGAAUUGCAUCGUUCGGAGGAAUGGCCGCCUUAAGCAAUGUUACCAUCACUGGCAGCGGAGGCGACGGCGGAAAUCAAUUUAUUGUUGCCCCUUUGACAACCACACUUCAGAAUCCUUCCCAAAUAUCAUUAGAUACUAUUGGAGUAUCUCUUCCCGUGAUUUUCAGCGGAGUUACCAUUGGCCGUGCUGUUAUUGAUGAAUUUAAUCUCGUACCUGGCACAAACGUUGUGAACACCGAAUUCCACUAUCAACCAGCUAAUUCCAAUGAUACAAUUGCUCAGGCGUUCUUAUCGGAAUUCCUGCAAACGGGAGACACGAUCGGAUUGACUAUUCACGGUGAUGCCAAUAGCUCACCAUUCGCUUCGCUGUCACCUGCUCUGUCCGGCCUUCAGCUCAGCACACAGUUAACUGGUCUCAACCAGCCCACAUUUAUCACGAAUAUAGUUGUUACCAUCGAUUUGAAUGAUCUCGAUCUUCCUCCAGACCAGCCAGUGUUUGUAGAUGUCGACUUUACGAUUCAUAACCCUCUGGACGUGGAAAUCACUUUAGAUUUCGUUCAAUCCGAUGCCGGUGUUGACGGUGAGGUGUUUGCGAUAUUCAGUCAAGGGUUCGACAACUUUGUUGUCCCACCUGGCGGAACCGCUGAUUCAGGAACGUUUGGUGGUGUCCUGUUGACUCAAGGGUUGCUCAACUCUUUGGCCAUAGUUCCUCUCCUUGAAUUGGAUGUAGCAGCCGCGGCCACAAUCACGGUCGGACCAGGUGGUUAUCAGAUCCCAUUCCUCAAGCUGCAACAGACUGGUGUACCCACACAGUACAAUUUGGGAUUUGGCGAUGACUUGGUCUCACCAGCCAAAGCCAAACAAAUCGCCCAGUCUGCUAGCGCAUCCGCCUCCGAUACCAAAUCUUCUACCAUUUCGCCAGAGUCGUCUGCCCUCUCUUCAACAUCGGGUGGAAAAGUUACAGGUGCUACGUCCAAUGAGGGAACUAUGGACAAAGCCACUAGAACUAUCCCCACUCCUGAAAGUAGCACCGAAGCGACACUGGUUAAGGCUACUGCGAGUUCAGUCAUUGCUUCCUCGGACGGUCCUGUUGUCGACCCAGGUUCGACGCAUGCAUUUGCUGCUAAAAUAACAGCUGCAUCGUGA